AACUCAAGCGUGAGGAGCUCGUCACCUGGCUGGACCGGUUUUUGUAGCUUGCAUCGUCUGAGAGACUACGCGUUAGGCGUUACCAUUCUAGGUACCAUUCGCUCUGUUUUAUGACCUACAUUGAAUAAAUAGUACCACACAAUCGAGAGAAUCUUCAUAUUUUCGUUACUUAUUAGCCUUUAUUAAAAUGAGCCAACAAAAUACAGGAGCUGAAAAAGAAGAAGAAUCCCAAGGAUCUGGAUUUCUUCCGGGCCUUUUGCUAGCUGCUGGGGGUGCUGCUGCUGUGGGUUUCUUGGCACACAAGUUGGUAUCUGACUACAAAGAGGCACAAUCAGCACAUACUAGUAGGAUUAGCCCUCUUUUCAUCAGUGGGGUACAGAAUCAAGAGAAUGUAUUCAAAGUACAAUCUGGUGAGGGGAGCCGUACAAGGAAAGAUAUGGCAUUUUACUCUGAAAUACCUGAAGCAGUCAAGUGUAUUAACUGCAGGGAGAAGCCUCGAAAGGUAAUAAUGAACCCGUGCGAAUGUUUAUGUUUGUGUGAGGAUUGCGGAGAGAAAUGCUACAAAUCUGUCAGUCCUAUAUGUCCUGUUUGUGAAAGACCAGUCAAAAGAGGUUAAAAUGCCUUUAUAUAAAAUUUUUCUAUGUGUUUGGUUGUCAAUCUAACGGUUUUUCCUAUUUUCAUAGAAGAUUUUUGCUGGUGUUAACUUGUAUUAAAUUAAACUUUUCAUUCUUAAUAGUUUUUGGCCUUGGAUAUUUUUGUAAAAAGAUUAGAACCUAUUUGAAUUGGACUUUUUAGCUCUUUGUUAAACCCUUAUAUAUAUUAUUAUACUUGUAUUAUUACACUACUCAAUAUUUGUGUUUUUUUAAUACAAUGGCUUGUUGGAUGUUGGUUUAUAAUAUAUAAGAUUUUGACUUUUUAUA
Molecule: messenger RNA, 920 nt
Organism: Homalodisca vitripennis (glassy-winged sharpshooter)
Lineage: Eukaryota; Metazoa; Arthropoda; Insecta; Hemiptera; Cicadellidae
Product: mitochondrial E3 ubiquitin protein ligase 1-like
Exons: 3
Coding region: 188-616 (142 amino acids)
Source: RefSeq, a predicted model, not a curated record